CGAAGAGGUCCAGAGCGAGACCUUACCACGGCUUUAGAAGAGGCUUCCGAUCAAGGGGGCUUCACAUUUAAGAAAUAUGAUAAUUAUACAUAAACUUGAUAUAUGCGAUACUAUUGAUACUUUAAGUCGUCUUGUCUGCUGCUAAUAUGUUCACUCCAAGAAUUUGCGCACGGAUUUCCAGCAGGAAGCGGUGUACGCUUUGAUUGACACAUGCGUAUGACAGGUGGUAGGACUAUCUUACAGCUGACGGCUUCCCUUGCUUAACCAACCCCUCCACCAUUAGCUCCCUUUAUCUCAACCAGUACAUUGCUUUUAUACUAAUCCUACAGGUACACUACAUGUAUUCAUAGCCUUUGAACGUUACCGACCAAUUAUAGCGGCCCCCAAAGCAUACCACGUCAGCUUUGUAGUGAUUUAUUUCAGUCAUUCCGGCCAAUCAAUAUUACUGUGUAACCGCUAAUCGUACCAUGAACAGAAGUAAUCACAGAUUUAUAAGCAAGAUGAAAAAUAAUAAGCAAAGACAAAAAAGAGCCACCAAAUCCAAUCCCAACCCGUUCUAAGUUCCUCAAUCAAAUUUCCGCAGAAUGCCCGCAACCCACCGUCAGAAAGCAUGUAUUGCCUGCGCAGACUCAAAACGAAGAUGCGAUAAGCAACUUCCUGAGUGCCAGCGAUGUCUGGACAGAGACAUGUAUUGUGUUUAUCCGCAGCCUAAGCGACGACGUAGAGAUCCGCCAGUGUCUGAUGGCCAGGUUGGAGAUCUUCCUAACCUUCAGAAUUAUGCUGGCGUCGAUGCUUUGGGUAGCGAAUUGGAUCUUGGGGACUGGGGUGUCAUAGGAGCUGGUGAUCUCGAUGUUUCUCUGUCAGAUAUGGUGGUUCCAUAUAUGCCAAUAGCGCCAUCUUCUACCACCAACACAUCGUCGACUCAGGGCGUUACACCCGAAAGUGUCAACUUGCCAAACCCAUCAUGUCCUUGGUUUCUCCGAGAUGAGACAUGGAUCAUGCAACAGAACCUCAAGGACACAGGAUCUGUUACAUCCGUCGCACUGGAACCUUUUAUCCAAGCUGUGGAAGAAAUGCUGCAAAGCUGGGUCAAGGAUGGUCAUAAUAGCUUUAUUCACCGGCGUUUGUACGAAGAUGGCAUGCCUACAUGUCUUCAAGAUGCAUUUACCACACUUUCCGCAUACAUCAACCGCACUCCCGCGGUAAAAGGAACAAUCCUUCAAAUCGCCGAAGAACGUUCCCUCGCGCUCGCAUCCCAAACUCCACCUACAGUCACCGGCACCAAAGGAAUCCGCGCGCAUCUAGCGCGCACGCAAGCCCUAUUCAUCUACGAAUUCAUCCGACUCUUCGACGGCUCCGUGCGCAUGCGCGCCUCCGCCGAGCGUCAACUUCCCAUCCUCCGACGCUUCCUAACACAAAUGUGGGACGCCGCGAAGCGUUUCUCCGAAAGCGAUGCUAUUCUCCCCCAACGCCCGUUCCAAUGGGGUAUCAGUGAACUAGAUCGCGAAUACGACUCCGUGAGCGAGUUAUGGCAUCUUUGGAUCUUGAGUGAGAGUGUGCGACGCACGCAUCUGGUUGUUGAUACGGUGUUUAAUAUAUACCAGAUCAUGACGCGUGGGUGGACGGAUUGUCCUGGUGCUGCUAUGUUUACGGCACGGAGGGGGCUUUGGGAGACGGAGUCGGCGGUGAGGUGGGGGGAGUUGUGUUAUGCGAAUAGUACGCCGUUGCUGGUUGCUGCGCUUCAACCUGAGGUGCUUAUGGCGCAGCAUUCAGCGGGGGAGUUUGAUGAUUUUGCUACUAUGUAUUGGUCUUAUGUCGUUGGGCCGGAUAAGAUGAGGUGUUGGAUUGAUAAGGGGAGUACGAUGGAGAAGACGGUGGGUUGAUGAUGGAUGACUGCUGGGCGGUCGCGUGAAUGAUUUAUGCUAUUUACUUUCGUUUAUGUUUGAUUCACAAUUCCCCAAUAUGCGCAGCUGGGAUUGAAGCAUGGUUGAAGGUAGAAACUUCGAGGAAUUUUCCAUCUAUGUUGAAUAUUAUCGCGAGUUGGGCGUGGUGUUUGUUUCGAGGGCUUAAAAAUCUUAUGGUUCAGAAAUGGCGUUAGAAAGGCAUGGUCAACGUUGGACUUUGGGUAUAGCGGAGGUG
This is a messenger RNA of Hypoxylon trugodes, 2139 nucleotides long. RefSeq lists its product as uncharacterized. The record is from RefSeq and is a predicted model, not a curated record. The transcript has a single exon. NCBI's taxonomy places the organism in Eukaryota, Fungi, Ascomycota, Sordariomycetes, Xylariales, Hypoxylaceae. Gene Ontology annotation, molecular function: zinc ion binding; DNA-binding transcription factor activity, RNA polymerase II-specific. The coding region runs from base 585 to 1883 and encodes 432 amino acids. Gene Ontology annotation, biological process: regulation of DNA-templated transcription.